AUGGACGUUUUCAGACAUCUGAAACAAAGGGUUGUCUCGUCUGCGGACGAUGAAAUUGCCGACUUGGUUCAUCUUAUCAUCGACGAGGAUUACAAUGGAAUCGCGAUGGUGACUGCUACUUUCAUUGAGUAUUGGUUCAAACAACGUAACGAUGAAGAAGCUAUCAAGUGGUACACGUCUUUGUUAGGCAAGAGAUUCGUAAUGAACCCAGUUACUGGGAACAUUCUUCUGCGGAUUCUUCUUGACUACGACAAGAAAACAGAAGCUUGGGCAUUGUUUGAUCGGAUGCUGGACAAUCAGUUUAAUGCAGAGACAUGUAACAUCAUGGUCAACGAAUGUUUCGCGAACUCGAGGUUUAAGGAGGCAGUCAAUACUUUUAAGCGAGUUGGAAACACCGUGAAUGACUCACAGCUUUGUUACAGGAACAUCAUUAGUAGAUUAUGUGAGCAAGGAAUAAUGUCUGAAGCAGUUGCUUUGUUUGAAGUCAUCAUUGGAUUUGUAGUAUUAUUGUUUCUUUUAUUUUUUUUUCGUCAUGCCUAUGCUAAUGGAUCAAGAUUCGAUGAUGCUGAACGGAUCGGAUCGCGAACCUUACCGUUGAUGCGAAUCUCAAGUGUAUUGCCAAGUUUUGUCCCCUAG
Brassica oleracea var. oleracea is the source of this 636-nucleotide messenger RNA. Its product is annotated as pentatricopeptide repeat-containing protein At1g10270-like. The record is from RefSeq and is a predicted model, not a curated record. The coding region runs from base 1 to 636 and encodes 211 amino acids. The transcript has a single exon. Gene Ontology annotation, molecular function: protein binding. Gene Ontology annotation, cellular component: chloroplast. Lineage: Eukaryota; Viridiplantae; Streptophyta; Magnoliopsida; Brassicales; Brassicaceae.